AUGUCUUCUGAGCCCGCUUCAUCCGCGUCGCAGCAGUCCCCCACCUCUCCACCCUCACCCAGUUCCCUCCAUCUGCCUGAAAACCGCAGGGUGAGAGACCGCUCCCCAUCGCCCAUGAGAGGGUACCUCAUCCCCAGCCCGCUGCCCACCCGAAGGACCAGGACGUUUUCAGCCACCGUGAGAGCCUCGGAGGGUCCCAUCUACAAAGGCGUCUGUAAAUGCUUCUGUCGCUCCAAAGGCCAUGGCUUCAUUACCCCUGCAGAUGGAGGGCCCGACAUCUUCGUGCACAUCUCUGAUAUUGAAGGCGAGUAUGUGCCAGUGGCCGGCGAUGAGGUGACCUACAAGAUGUGCACCAUCCCUCCAAAGAAUGAGAAGCUGCAGGCGGUGGAGGUGGUGAUCACCCACCUGGCUCCCGGGACCAAGCACGAGACCUGGUCGGGGCACGUCGUCAGCUCCUGA
Molecule: messenger RNA, 459 nt
Organism: Opisthocomus hoazin
Lineage: Eukaryota; Metazoa; Chordata; Aves; Opisthocomiformes; Opisthocomidae
Source: RefSeq, a predicted model, not a curated record